CUACUGUCACUGUCACUGUGUCAUUUUUUUGUGUCAAUCAGUUUUUCAGUGUCACCAAAUCGUAAGGAAACAAACGAAGAUGUCAAGUUACCUUCAGAAUUUGUCAUUUUAAAUGAUUUAAGAAGUUGUUGUACGUUGUUUUUAUAAUUAAGAUUCAUCAUUAUGUUAUCUUGGUUCAUCUCUUAUUAGUGAGGUUAGACAAACUAACUAAACAAUACUCUUGAUUGGAGAAAUCAUCCUACUAACUGUAUCAGUUUAUUCAUCUAUCCAUCUAGCCUAAAUUUCUAGAAUCAAGAUCUAAUGGCACUCUCCUAUCUUGAAAUGGAUAAAUGGUUGUCCGACCAUGCCUCGUGUGAGGCAGAACACAGAUUCAUUGUUGAGUUACUCAACACAAGGUCAUAUGAACCGAGGACAUCGAAGAAGUAUGAUUUACUAUCAGCGAAAAUCAGAGUGCAACUUAAACAGUUUGAGACAAGUGUAAAGAAUCUCAAACUGAAGCUAGAAGAUGAUUUCACACUAACUCACGGUGAAAAGGAGAGAAGAUAUCGACUAGUAGAAAGCUUGGAAAGCUCUAUCAUCCAGCUGACUCAGAAGUUUAAUUCCAGAUCUGGGGAAGAGGAAAGGCGCAGUCUGAUGGGAGCAGUUGGUGAACUUCAGUCUUCAGGAUGGGCUUCUGAUGAAGAACCUGAUACAGCUCCUCUACUGCAAAGCAACGACCAGAUCAGAGAGCACCAGCAAAGACUUAUGAGAGAUCAAGAAGAUGGACUUGAAAGGCUUUCACAAGUUAUUUCCAGACAAAAAGACAUUGCCCGUACUAUUGGAAAUGAGGUGGACUACCAAAACGAACUGGUGGACAACAUCACCAACACGAUGGAUCGGACAAACGUCUCCAUACAACGUGAAACUUCUCACGUUCAGGUCAUCACCAGGACGGACAAUACGUGUGGCUACUGGAUUGUGAUCCUGUUGCUGUUUAUUGCCAUCGUGUUUGUCGGAACUCUCUAGUCAAGUUCCAAGACAUGCAUUCCUGUGAUAUAAAGGUGCACCCAACAUUUGCUGUGUGUAACAGAACAUUUUUAUCCUAUUAAUAAACAGUGUUAGAACUGUUAAUGAUAUUACUGCUUGAAAAUAUUUUAUUUAUUAUACUAUUACUACUGGUAAUUACUUAAUUGGUCUAAGACCUAGGGAUCUACUUAAUGUAUAUUUUUGCUAUAAAACUGUUAUGAAGAAAACAAAUUGUUUACUUGUAAGUAUACUCGUUAUGUCUGUUGUAUUAUUUUCCUCUUGAAUAUUAAUUACAUAAGUUUGUCAAUACAA
Macrosteles quadrilineatus (aster leafhopper) is the source of this 1317-nucleotide messenger RNA. RefSeq names its product syntaxin-8-like. The transcript is spliced from 7 exons. Gene Ontology annotation, molecular function: SNARE binding; SNAP receptor activity. The coding region runs from base 301 to 1005 and encodes 234 amino acids. Gene Ontology annotation, cellular component: endomembrane system; SNARE complex. Gene Ontology annotation, biological process: vesicle fusion; intracellular protein transport. NCBI's taxonomy places the organism in Eukaryota, Metazoa, Arthropoda, Insecta, Hemiptera, Cicadellidae. The record is from RefSeq and is a predicted model, not a curated record.